This is a messenger RNA of Dimorphilus gyrociliatus, 523 nucleotides long. NCBI's taxonomy places the organism in Eukaryota, Metazoa, Annelida, Polychaeta, Dinophilidae. The record is from the annotation of a GenBank genome assembly.
UAUGCACGGGUUCCCAGCAUUCACGCCAAUGGUAGCGUUCGAUCAGAAAAUGGUAGCGUUCACCGGGAAGGAAGUGUUGGUAAGCUCGCAACCGGAUAGCGCUAGAGCUAGAGCAGAUUCGAUUGUAUCCGGUAUACUAAGAAGCCGCGAAAACUCAAUCAAUACGCUCGGAAUUCCCGGAGUCCUAAGUCGUGAACCAAGUCACGUGACACUAGGUGUACCGAGCCGUCAAGGGACUUUUAAACUUCGCCGAAGCUUUGAGAGUAUUCCAGAAAGCGUUAGGCGAAGUGUUUCCAGGGAAAGUUUAGGAGGUGUUGGAGAACAUGCUCAUACCUCGCAGAAUAAUGAUGGAAGUGAAAGGCGAGAGAGGACCGGUAAUGGUCGGCCGGCUCCGCCAACAUACGAAGAGGCAAUUGCCGAAGGGACUUUUGAAUCGGACGAAGAAGCCGAUGCUGACGAUGAAAACGACGAGAGGCAGGUAAAUACGAGGUUUCUUUAUAACAUUAGUAUCUUAGAAAGUUAA